Molecule: messenger RNA, 2038 nt
Organism: Emiliania huxleyi CCMP1516
Lineage: Eukaryota; Haptophyta; Isochrysidales; Noelaerhabdaceae
Exons: 14
Coding region: 8-2038 (676 amino acids)
Molecular function (GO): ATP binding; ATP hydrolysis activity
Source: RefSeq, a predicted model, not a curated record
GCGCGGCAUGGGCGUGGACCUCGGCGGCGCGCUGCAGAAGGGAGAGGAGAAGGUGUUCGAGAAGAAGUUGACCAAGGAAGAGAAGAAGGCGGCGAUGGCCGCCAAGCGCGCCGAGCUCGCCGAGCGAAGAGCGGCACGCAAGGCGGAGAAGGAGGAUGAGCGGGCUAGCGGCGAGCGGUCGAGCGGGCAGCGGGAGGAGGAGGAGGGCGAGGAGGAGGAGGAGGGAGGGUGGAGCGAGCAGGAGCAGGCGGCGCUCGAGGAGGCGAUGCGGGCUCACCCGUCGAGCAUGCCAAAGGAGGAGCGGUGGGAGGCGAUCGCCGCCGCAGUCGGCCGCUCGAGGGCGGACUGCGUGGCGAGGGUCAAGGCGUUGAAGGCCGCGAUCAAGCUCAAGCAGGGUGGCGGCGAGGGCGCGAGCGCGGAUAGAGGCGGCGCCGACGCUGCCGACGCCGACGUCGGUGGCGGCGACAGCGGUGAGGUCGGCGGCGGUGGCGGCGGCGACGGUGGUGGCGGCGAGGGCGGCGAGGGCGGCGAGACGGAGAGCGAAGCGGCGGUGGCGCCUGCCAGGGCGGCUGGCAAGGCCAAGGUGAAGCGAGCGGGCAAGGCAAAGCCUAGCAAGGAGGACAAGGCGGCGGCGGCGGCGGCGAGGAUGGCGGCGCUGUCGCUCAAAGAGGCGGGGGGCGUGCUGUGCGCGUGCGACGACCUGCCCUUCUUCCAGCGCUCGGGCAAGCACGCGACGAAGCGGAAGAACAUGUCGAUGGACAUCCGGAUCGGCGACAUCCGCAUGUGCGCCGGCAAGCAGGAGCUGCUCGACCGCGCGGUGCUCGCCCUCAACUACGGCGCCAACAUCGUCCUCCUCCUCGUGCUAGGCGUCAAGUACGGCCUCGUCGGCCGCAACGGCGUCGGAAAGACGACGCUGCUGCGCCAGCUCUCGGAGGGCCUCAUCCGGCUCCCCUCCUUCCUCAACGUCGUGCACGAGAUCGCAGGCGACGAGCGCAGCGCGAUCGAGACCAUCGCGGACGGGGAGAGGGAGUGGCUGCUCAAGGCGCUGCUCGACGGCGACGACUCGCUCGAGGCCGAGCUGGGCAUCUCCCUCAACGAAGUCUACGAGCGGCUCGAAGAGGCGCUCUUCCUCAAGCCCGACCUGCUGCUGCUGGACGAGCCGACCAACCACCUCGACAUUCACGCGCUCACAUGGCUGGAGUUCUUCCUCGCCAACUGGGAGCGCACCGUCCUCAUCGUGUCGCACGACCGCGGCUUCCUCAACAAGACCACGACCGCCACCAUGUUCAUCCACGGCAAGCGGCUGCGCUACUACGGCGGCAACUACGACACUUUCCUGCGCGUGCGCGCGGAGAACCGGGCCCACUCGUCGGCGAUGGCGAAGCAGAACGAGCGGCGCGUCGCGCACCUCAAGGGCUUCAUCGCGCGCUUUGGCCACGGCGCGCCGCGCCGACGGCUCGCCUUCGCCGACGAGGAGGAGCGGCACGCCAAGCUGGUGGUCGCCAAGUUCACGCAGCACCACAUCGAGAUGAUGGACCCCGAGAAGAGCUCGGUCAACCACAUGCGCUCGCUCACGCAGGAGGGUGUCUCGGCGCGAAAGUAUCUCGGCCGCUUCGGCCUCUCCGGCGACCUCGCGCUCAACCCAAUCAAGUACCUCUCGGGCGGCCAAAAGUCGCGCCUCGCGUUUGCCGAGCUGGCCUGGCGCUCGCCGCACAUCCUGCUGCUCGACGAGCCGACCAACCACCUCGACCUUGAGACGAUUGAGGCGCUCGCAAUGGCGCUCAACCAGUUCGACGGCGGCGGCGUCUUUGUCUCGCACAAGUCCAGGACACGCGGCGUCGUCUUCGUCUCGCACGACGAGCGCCUGAUCGAGAUGGUCGCCGACGAGCUGUGGGUGGUGAACAAGGGCGCGAACGGCGAGCCCGGCUCGGUGGCGGUGUGGCACUCUUCGUACGAGGACUACAAGGAGCGGCUGCAGCAGGAGUUUGUCAGCGCCGGGUUGGUGUCGGGAGGUACCGUGAGGGGAGUCAACGCAUGA